AUGUCAUUCAAACUCCCAGCCAUCUUGUUGUUUCUUAUCUCACUCGCCGCUGUUUACUGCAUCAUAAUACUCCAAGUCAAUAACACAACAUUCGAUCAAUUGGCCGCUAGUCGACUACCUGGAGCACCUUCAGAUGCAGAUUUAGCUUACACGGGGAUCAAAGCGCUUGAUGGGACGCUCGCUGGUAUCAUUUAUUUCGCUUGGAUAGUAGCAGAAGGCGGUUCGACUGCGUUAUCUUUGUUUGGUAUUUAUUUGGUUGGGCAGGUUGUACCAUGUAGCGCUAUUGUGUUGGUGGAAGGGUUGCGAAAGGGUAAUGAAGGCCGGAUCUUCAGGUUUUCUACGGCAUGGAGUCUGCUCUAUCAGUGCGUACCAUGGGGAAUCAUUAUGCCCAUCUACUGCGCAACGCACCUCUGGACCACGAAGAGCAACUCUAAAUCUGCUCUUUUCGUCAACCCAUCAAAAAUCUCAACAUUGCCUAUUGCAGUAACAAUCGGCCUCAUCAUCCCGACCAUUCUCAUGGCGAUACCGUCGACGACGCCAGCUAGACACAACGCUUUUAAUGCCCUUUGGCAGCUCUUCCCGCUCUGGAUAGCCAUCUCCCAAUUCUUCUUAUCCUCCUUCGCACCUACGAUCCCGCAAACAGUAGAAAAUAGCAUAAAAUCCCUCCGCCGACUCUAUCGCUUCUCACUUACAAUUUCAUCGGUCGUCCACCUAUCCAUCCUCGCAAUCUCCAUAGCUCCAGGAUUAUUCACCCAAUUUCUACCACUCGGUCCACUCGAAGCCAUUUCUCCAACCAAAGUCUUCGCUCCAAUGACUCCAUUUAAUAUCACUAAAGCGAGUCUACGAGAAGGAUGUCUGCAUUUGUUACAAUACGACGUCUUUUUCGCGUGUGGCUCUACACUGAUCUGGUCGCUGGUGCAGUGGAAUCAUGUCACUCCUGGGAAGAACCUUGGACGGGUGCUGAAGUUUUUGGGUUGGUGUUUGCUGAGCGGGCCUGGUGGUGCGGCGUUGGUUGCGGUUUGGGGGAGGGAUGAGGAGGUUUUUGGGGAGAGUGGAAGGAAGAAUUUGUGA
This is a messenger RNA of Glarea lozoyensis ATCC 20868, 1071 nucleotides long. RefSeq lists its product as uncharacterized. NCBI's taxonomy places the organism in Eukaryota, Fungi, Ascomycota, Leotiomycetes, Helotiales, Helotiaceae. The transcript has 2 exons. The coding region runs from base 1 to 1071 and encodes 356 amino acids. The record is from RefSeq and is a predicted model, not a curated record.